AUGGCGGAUAAUAUAUAUAAAGUGGAUGCGCCGGCUGUGCCACAAGCAAACGGGACGAGAGUGCCAAAAAAGAGAUUUGUAGGGAGGAAGACUGCAGAUGCGCAGGCGCAGAGAGCCGGAGGGGAGACUCAGCGGUCGCACAGCACAGCUAUACAGCAAGCAUCCACAAGACGGGGUCCUAGAGCACUGAACCAGAUCCCCGCAGAAAUACUCGAUGAUGAAGAUAUUAAAGCUGCCAUCUCCCUCCUGCCACACAACUACUCGUUUGAAAUACCCAAGACGAUACACAGGAUACGCUCGUCCGGCGCGAAGCGUGUAGCUCUCCAGUUUCCCGAGGGCCUGCUCCUGUUCGCCACUACAAUAUCAGAUAUCUUGAACCAGUUCUGUCCUGGAAUCGAGACCGUGAUAAUGGGAGACGUGACGUACGGAGCAUGCUGUAUAGACGACUACACCGCUCGAGCACUGGGAUGCGACCUGCUAGUCCACUAUGCGCACUCAUGUCUUGUACCCGUGGACGUCACCAAGAUAAAAACACUCUACAUCUUUGUCGACAUCGGCAUAGAUACACAGCAUCUUAUCGACACGCUAAAGCGCAAUUUCACGUCUGGCCAACGAAUAGCGGUAGUAGGCACGAUACAGUUCAACGCUACCCUGCAUGGGCUGAAACCGGUGCUGGAAAAAGAAGGGUUUAGCAUCAUCGUGCCGCAGAUAAUGCCUUUGAGCAAAGGGGAGAUUCUAGGCUGUACUUCGCCCCGUCUGUCGAGCGAGCAGGUGGAUCUGCUUCUUUACCUAGGCGAUGGACGCUUCCACCUUGAAUCAGCUAUGAUUCAUAACCCGUGCAUACCGGCGUACAGGUAUGACCCUUACUCUCGCACCCUGAGCCGGGAGCGGUACGAUCACGAAGAAAUGCAGGAUCUGCGCCGCAAGGCGAUAAGUGCCGCAAAGUCGGCGAAGAGGUGGGGCAUUAUAUUGGGCAGUUUGGGACGGCAAGGGAAUCCGCAUACCAUGAGGGUGAUUGAGGCACACCUUAACGAGAAGGGGAUACCAUUUGUGAAUUUGCUGCUUAGUGAGAUAUUUCCGGGCAAGUUGGCGAGUAUGCCGGACGUUGACUGCUGGGUGCAGAUUGCUUGUCCCAGGCUAAGUAUCGAUUGGGGUUAUGCGUUCCCCAAACCAUUGCUCACGCCGUAUGAGGCGUUGAUUGCCUUGGGGAUAAAGGAGGACUGGGAUAAAGCGAAUGAUGGCAUAUAUCCCAUGGACUUUUAUGCAAAAGAAGGCCUGGGGAGGACAAAACCUGGUACUACUAUCGCCUCGCCCGCUGGAUAG
Messenger RNA from Microsporum canis CBS 113480, 1323 nucleotides. Its product is annotated as diphthamide biosynthesis protein 1. Bases 1 to 1323 code for a protein of 440 amino acids. Lineage: Eukaryota; Fungi; Ascomycota; Eurotiomycetes; Onygenales; Arthrodermataceae. The transcript has 2 exons. Gene Ontology annotation, molecular function: 2-(3-amino-3-carboxypropyl)histidine synthase activity. The record is from RefSeq and is a predicted model, not a curated record. Gene Ontology annotation, biological process: protein histidyl modification to diphthamide.